Molecule: messenger RNA, 1237 nt
Organism: Phalaenopsis equestris
Lineage: Eukaryota; Viridiplantae; Streptophyta; Magnoliopsida; Asparagales; Orchidaceae
Product: tetratricopeptide repeat protein 1
Exons: 6
Coding region: 299-1018 (239 amino acids)
Molecular function (GO): protein binding
Source: RefSeq, a predicted model, not a curated record
CCGGGCGACUUUAAUUUGUGUAUAUAAAUUGCUUCCUUCAUGCCGGGCAGUCGACGGUUGCUCUCUGGCUCGUAGGAGGCGGAGUAAAGACUCCCCGUAACACGCGCCGCACGUGCCAGCGUUCUCCUGUUGCUCUCUCCAGCCACGGUGGGAAGAGCUGAGCCUAGGGUUUCUCCAAUGAAUCAUUCCGCGUGAACAAGGAAGAUAGGGAAGAAGGGUUUUGUUUCAAUUUUGCUUCCCAUCUCGCCCUAAUUCUUAUACUCUCCAGUUCUUUUGGAAUAGCGUCAAUUUUAGAACGAUGGUGGUCAUAGAACCAGCAAUCGAACCUGAAGUGGAGGAGGAGGCAUCUACAAGCCGCCAUAAACCAAGGUCGGCAUCGACAGAUACGGUGGAGUCAGCAGAGCCCCUAACUCCGGAAGAGGGAUCAGCAAGCGAAGAUGAACGGUUUGAGGACGCUUUAACGGAAGAGCAGCUAAACGAGAAAGCAUUGAACCAAGCAAAUAAUGCUAAAGCAGAAGGAAAUAAGCUAUUCGGGUCUGGACUAUAUGACGAGGCAUUAUCACAAUAUGAAUCUGCUUUGCAAAUUGCUUCUGAAGUUCCUUCUUCUGAAGAAGUUCGAUCAAUGUGCCAUGCAAAUCGGGCUGUUUGCUUCUCAAAAUUGGGAAAAUAUGAUGAUGCCAUUAAAGAAUCUAACAAAGCAUUGGAGUUAAAUCCUUCUUAUGUUAAAGCUCUAUUUAGAAGGGGGGAGGCUCAUGAAAAGCUUGAGCACUAUGAGGAGGCCAUUGCUGACAUGAAGAAGAUCAUUGAGUUGGAUCCUUCGUAUGAGCAAGCAACAAGGAAUAUAAGGCGGCUGGAGCCAUUGGCAACAGAGAAGCGAGAGAAAAUGAAGGAAGAGAUGAUUGGAAAAUUGAAAGACAUGGGAAACAGUAUAUUGGGGAGAUUUGGAAUGAGCGUCGACAACUUCAAAGCAGUGAAAGACCCCAAUACAGGCUCAUAUUCCAUCUCCUUCCAGCGCUAGCUACUUGGUAUGCUAUUCGCGGAACCAGAUUCACAUAAAAGCCUUAAAAUGCAUUUAUUACUGAAGUAAGGGCACCUUUCUGUAAAAUUUGUAUUGAUUCAUACAAACUUUUCACCCUUUAUAUUUGAAGGGAGGCUAUUUUUUUUAUUUUGAACUUGUGACCUUAAGACUAUAAUAUUUUCAAUAGAAUUCAUUGCUUGGGGUUCUUUAUGAGUAAAA